UUCCACACGGACUCUGUAUGUGACGAACCGGCAAGCUGUCAAAAAUGAGCAUUUAUGCGAUUUUAGCGAAUUUGUGAAUAUUUUUACUCCAUGGUUAAUGAGCUCAGGAAUGAUUACAUCGCGAGAUCUCGUAAUCCCAUCGUAGUUAACUUUCACAAGUGUUUAAACAUUAAAGCGUUUUCUCUGUGUUUGAAUUAAUAUGGAGAGGUUUGAGCUUUAUAUCUUCACAUCUCUGUGCAGCAUUAACUUCCUUAUAUCAUGCAUUUUGUUCUCCAAAAUCACACGGGAACAGAGAGAUCCUUACAUGGAUGAGAUAUUUCAUGUCCCUCAAGCCCAGAAGUACUGUGAAGGAAAGUUUAACGAGUGGGAUCCAAUGAUUACCACUCUCCCUGGUUUAUAUCUGGCAUCGGUGGGUCUGAUCAAGCCUGCGGUGUGGCUGUGUGAUCUGAAGGGCAAGGCGGUCUGCUCCACUGCCAUGCUGAGAUUUAUCAAUCUGCUAUUCAACAGUGGGAAUCUGUAUAUCAUCUAUCUGAUCAUCAGCAGACUGCACCCCAAAGAUAAGUCCCGCUCCGCAGUCCGCAGAAUGCUGUCUUCCUACACACUGUCCACAUUUCCUGUGCUCUACUUCUUCACAUUCCUGUAUUACACUGAUGCCGGAUCUACGUUCUUCACAUUGUUCAUGUACCUUAUGGCGCUGUACGGAUCCCAUAAAGCAGCAGCGCUGCUCGGCAUUUGUGCCAUCCUCUUUCGGCAGACCAACAUCAUCUGGGUGGCGUUCUGCGCUGGAACCGUGGUGGUCCAAAUAAUGGACGAAAGCUGGCGAACUGAACAGUCAAAAAAGCGAGAUGAGAAAUCCCUCUCCCAGGUCCCCAUGACCAUCGGUGGGGCGAUGAGAGUGAUACGUUUUCUGUUGGAUUUUGUCAAAACGGCUGCCAACAUAAAAGCCGUGGUCUUGUCAACCUGGCCGUAUAUAAUCAUAGCUGUCGGUUUUGUGAUAUUCACGGUGCUAAACGAUGGUAUUGUGGUCGGAGAUAGAAGCAGUCAUGAAGCUUGCCUAAACUUUCCACAGAUUUUCUAUUUCCUGUCAUUCACUCUCGUAUUUUCUCUUCCUAUCUCUCUGAGUUACCAAAAGGUAGUCAGGUUUUUUCAGUCUGUACGCAAGCAACCCUUGAUUUAUCUCAUACUUGUGAGCGUCUUUUUGAUUUUGGUUUGGAGAUUCACAUUUGUUCACAAAUACCUGCUCGCAGACAACAGACAUUUUCCGUUCUAUGUAUGGAAUAGGAUUUUCCAGAGACAUGACCUCGUUCGUUUCCUUCUGGUCCCUGGAUACGUGUUUGCGGUCUGGAACUUUUUCGAUACUUUAAGGUACAAGUCAUUGUUUUGGUAUAUGGCGUUCUGCGUGUGUGUGGUGCUGGCCACCGUCCCACAGAAACUUCUGGAGUUUCGAUACUUCAUUAUUCCCUAUCUGUUAUAUCGUGUACAUGUCCCUCUUCCAUCUCUGCUCAGACUGUUACUCGAGUUUGGCCUUUACACUGCAGUUAAUGCAGCUACGAUCUAUAUAUUCAUCUAUAAAACCUUCCAGUGGCCCGACAGUACCGAUACACAGAGAUUUAUGUGGUGACUCGACUGCAACAAUAAAUGAAACCUAUUUUCACAUUUUCUAUCCACAAAA
This is a messenger RNA of Misgurnus anguillicaudatus (oriental weatherfish), 1672 nucleotides long. It is a transcript of the gene alg10, whose product is annotated as ALG10 alpha-1,2-mannosyltransferase. Gene Ontology annotation, cellular component: endoplasmic reticulum. Gene Ontology annotation, molecular function: dolichyl pyrophosphate Glc2Man9GlcNAc2 alpha-1,2-glucosyltransferase activity. Lineage: Eukaryota; Metazoa; Chordata; Actinopteri; Cypriniformes; Cobitidae. Gene Ontology annotation, biological process: protein N-linked glycosylation; dolichol-linked oligosaccharide biosynthetic process. The record is from RefSeq and is a predicted model, not a curated record.